Molecule: messenger RNA, 5075 nt
Organism: Sus scrofa (pig)
Lineage: Eukaryota; Metazoa; Chordata; Mammalia; Artiodactyla; Suidae
Source: RefSeq, a predicted model, not a curated record
UAACAAGUAGACCAAAUGGAGGGGCGGAGCAUUAGAAACUACAUUAACAGCAAGAAUAAAGCUCCAGCUCGUACCGUCCAUCAUUUAGAAAUAAGACCGAGGACUUCUUCAGAAGCUGCUGCAGAAUUACUACGUUCUCAGCCUUUCCGCGGUCUGCAGGGCGGGGUCGGGAGUGGGGGGUUGGGGGGAAUGGGACGGGGUGGAGCUGGGAGCUCGGGGGCACAGGCGGGGUGCAGUGCGCAGGCGCGCACCUGUGCUGCGCGAGGUCCUUGUGCGCCCCGCCCACCCAGCCAUCCCCUCCCUUUUCUCUCCACCUCCAGGCCCCGCCUCGUCGCCUCCCAGUCGCCCCGUGGCUCGGCAGGCAAGCUGCGUAUUGCUGCGUCAUCGCCAGUGGCCGGUUUGAAUGAGUCUUUCGUCGCACCGCGUCUGCCGCCACCGCCGCGCCUCCGCCUCGGCCGCCGCCACAGCUACUUCGCCUCCCUUUCCCUUGGCCGCCCUUGCCAGACCCAGCCUUCCCACGCCGCCGCCUCCCUACGCGCCUCGCCAUGCCACUCUACUCCGGUGAGCGCCCUCUUCGCCUCGCGCCCCGCACCUCCGCCACGGGUUACUGUGAAAUGGGGAAAGGAGAAAUUUGAAGGUGUGGAACUGAAUACUGAUGAACCUCCCAUGGUGUUCAAGGCUCAGCUUUUUGCAUUGACUGGAGUCCAGCCGGCCAGACAGAAAGUUAUGGUAAAAGGAGGAACUCUGAAGGAUGAUGAUUGGGGAAACAUCAAAAUAAAAAAUGGAAUGACUUUACUAAUGAUGGGGUCAGCAGAUGCGCUUCCUGAGGAACCCUCAGCUAAAACUGUCUUCGUAGAAGACAUGACAGAAGAACAGCUGGCAUCUGCUAUGGAAUUACCAUGUGGAUUGACAAACCUUGGUAACACUUGUUACAUGAAUGCUACAGUUCAGUGUAUUCGUUCUGUGCCUGAACUCAAAGAUGCCCUUAAAAGGUAUGCAGGUGCCUUAAGAGCUUCAGGGGAGAUGGCUUCAGCACAGUAUAUUACUGCAGCCCUUAGAGAUUUGUUUGAUUCCAUGGAUAAAACUUCUUCUAGUAUUCCACCUAUUAUCCUACUGCAGUUUUUGCACAUGGCUUUUCCACAGUUUGCAGAAAAGGGCGAACAAGGACAGUAUCUUCAACAGGAUGCUAACGAAUGUUGGAUACAAAUGAUGCGAGUAUUGCAACAGAAAUUGGAAGCCAUAGAGGAUGAUACUGUUAAAGAGACAGAUUCUUCAUCUGCAUCAGCAGUGACGCCUUCUAAAAAGAAAAGUUUAAUCGAUCAGUUCUUCGGAGUUGAGUUUGAAACCACCAUGAAAUGUACAGAAUCUGAAGAAGAAGAAGUCACUAAAGGAAAGGAAAAUCAGCUUCAGCUUAGCUGUUUUAUCAAUCAGGAAGUCAAGUAUCUUUUUACAGGACUUAAAUUGCGACUUCAGGAAGAAAUUACCAAACAGUCUCCAACAUUGCAAAGAAAUGCUUUGUACAUCAAAUCUUCCAAGAUUAGCCGGCUACCUGCUUACUUGACUAUUCAGAUGGUUCGAUUUUUUUAUAAAGAGAAGGAGUCUGUAAAUGCUAAAGUUCUUAAGGAUGUUAAAUUUCCUCUUAUGUUGGAUGUGUAUGAACUGUGUACACCAGAACUUCAAGAGAAAAUGGUUUCUUUUCGAUCAAAAUUCAAGGAUCUAGAAGAUAAAAAAGUAAAUCAGCAGCCAAAGGCAAGUGACAAAAAGAGUAGUCCCCAAAAAGAAGUUAAGUAUGAACCCUUUUCUUUUGCUGAUGACAUUGGCUCCAAUAAUUGUGGAUACUAUGACUUACAAGCAGUGCUAACACAUCAGGGAAGGUCUAGCUCUUCAGGCCAUUAUGUAUCGUGGGUGAAAAGGAAACAAGAUGAAUGGAUUAAGUUUGAUGAUGAUAAGGUCAGCAUCGUGACACCAGAGGAUAUCUUGCGGCUUUCUGGUGGUGGAGACUGGCAUAUAGCUUAUGUUCUACUGUAUGGCCCUCGCAGAGUUGAAAUAAUGGAAGAGGAAAGUGAAUAGUAAUCUUCAUUCUAGCUAUUUAUGCUUAGGUGUGAAAUAAAUGUUAUUUGUUGAUCAUUUCUAUAACCCAGAGCUUUAGAGAAAGAUAUUUAGGUGGUUUUAUGUGUUUCCCCUCAUGUAGAACAAAAGAGGGUAGAAGCAGACCACUCUGUGUAUCAACCUAAAAAAUUACAGAAAAGAGAAAAUUGCCUUUGGACUGUGCUGCCCUGGAUAAAGGUGGCAGGAAGACAUUUUUAAAAAGCUUAUUUCUUGGAUUAACUUUUAAAAAUCCUUGAGUUGAAAUGCCUUUCAGCUGUUACCUUCUGUGAUAAAUUCUCUGCCUUUUUCAGCCCAAAAGUCAACAAUCAGAUGUUUAUUGCACACCUAUUAACCCUAUUGUUUGUUGUUCUUGCAUGGUUCAGACCACCAGUGAUUGAGUAGCUGCCCAUCCUUUGCCUUAUCUAACAAAAAUGUGGCCAGGAAGGUGGAAAGGAAGUAAGUGUUGAUCUCGUUGUGUAACUCAGUGCUGCUGUCCCCAACCCAUGGAGACAUGGGUACAAUCAAGUAUUUGUCCAGCCUGACUGUUGCUGGCUUUUCAUGACUUUAAAAUAAAUUGUGAUCAAUAAUAGACAUUUGAUUAUACAUUUAUUACUGUGUCUCUGAUGUACUAUGGUUUGUACAUUUAACUUUGCAAUGGUUUUGUAGUAAUCAACCUUAAAAAAUGUUGACAAGCUCCGGUUGCUUAUUUUUAGAAAAUGAGGAUAUUUAAUAAUAAAAAAAAAAAAAAAAAAAAAAAAAGAGGGACUAAUAGCUUUUGACCUUAAGUAUUUUGUCUGUUGAGUGUUGGAGCUUGGCUGAAGUUCAGAUACAUUUAAUACCACUACAGUUUUCUGCAGAAGGCUAGUUUAACUCUGCCCUUAGGCAUUCAUUUAAAAAUACCAUCUUCUUUGCCUGCUAGCAUUAUAUUUCUGUUGAAAUAACAAAGUUUUGGAGUUCUUUGGGUACUGAAUGCAACCAUGUUAUCAGAUGUGUUUCUUGGCUCAGCUGGGCAUUUGUUUCUAUUCCCUGUCACCUUCCAAAUUCAUGUUUAUCUCAAACUUUAAUACUAAUGAUCUUUAAAGUGAUGGUGGAAUAUCAAUAGAUGGUAGGUUUCUUAUAUUUUAAUACAUUUAAUUUGCUUUUCUUUUAGGAGCUUGACUGAUUGCUAGAGAAAGGAUAGAAUAUUAGCUAACAUGUCUGAUCUUGGGUUAGGUAUUUAUAAUAAAGUUUUGGGGAUUAUCAUAAAAUCUCCUAUCUCUGCUUAUGCUGUUUUAAAAUGCUCUGCUAAUGGAUAACAGCACUGAUAACAGCUUCCUAGAGAAUAAUGGCCAUUUUCUCUCAAGUUUGAAUGAUGUGCUAUAAUCUGAGAACACUAGGGGAUAAAAUAAACAUUUCAGGGAAACUUAUUUGUAGUAAGUUACAACAUAACGCUUUGCUGUUUGGAGGACACUUUCACAUAUAUCUCAUUUGAACUUCAUAAAAAUCCCUGAGGUAUGUAACCCUAUUUUUCAGCUGAGCUUUAAUAAUUGGCAGUCAGUACUCCUGCCCUGGAGGGGGUGCAGAAUGGAAUAGGGAUGAUGAGACCCUAAGAAUUGUGGUGAUUCUUUUAUAUACUGGUAUGAUGCUUAUAAAUUUGCAAAAUCUUUUUAUUCACGGUGUUAGUUGGUGUGAACAAUUCUGAGGAUAUAAAUUUAGCAGUUAGAAUUCAAAUUUUCUGAUUUGGAGGAUGCUGUAGCUAUUAGAUCAGAUAGGUUUAGAACAAAGUAUAUAAGCUUUACAUGGAAUUAGCAUUUUAAAAUUGUAAUUCCUUAACUGUCACUAUAAAAAACUUGAUUUUAUUUGAUCCAAAAAAAGCAUUAUUCCAAAGAUUUCUUAAAGUAUAAGAAAUUGGACUUAAUAUUAGUCAUUUUAAACUCUUAAGGCUGUUUUAGAAUUCAGCCUUGAAUGUAAGAUCUUUGAAAACGGGAGAAUAAGAAAACAUCUUGAUUCCUGAGUGCACCUUUUAUGCUGUGCCACCAGCACCAAGGCCCUUUUUGAUACUGGGGCUGGAUGACUGUUGGACUAGCUAGUGAAGUGAAGCCCAAGUGAGAACAUUCACAGUGUAACAGAUAGACUCUUGUAGCCCUCCUUUUAGCAUUCAAAACAAGGACCUCCUAGAGACCCAAGGUUAACUUAAGUGGAAUGGGAAAGGUAGAUGAUACUGUCUUCAGCCAUUAUACUACAUAAUGCUUUGCUGUUUUGCUGGAGGACACUUUCACAUGUAUCUCAUUUGAACUUCCAUAAAAAUCCCUGAGGUAUGUAACCCUGUUUUAACGACUUGAGAGGUUAAAAUGAAUUCUGAAAGGCUAAAGAACUAGGUUUUAGACUUUGCCCUGUAUGUUUUAAAGCUGGGGGUUGGCCAGUAUUCUCUGCAGUGGGCUAGAUAGUAAAUCUUUUUUAACCUUUGCAGGCCAUCAGUCUUUGCUGCAGCUACUUAACUUUGCUGUUGUAGCAUGAAGGGAGCCACAGAUAGUAAGUACUUAAAAGAAUCAACAUGGCUGUGUGCCGUUAAAAUUUUACUUAUAAAAAUAGGUGGCAAAUGGACCAUUGUUUGUUGAGCCUCUGCUUUGUGGGAUUUUCAAGACAACAAGUUAAAUUUUCUAAUUACUAAUAGCAUGUGGGAAACUAAUUUGGCAUAGUGUAUCUUAGGAAACGCCAUGCCCCUAAAUAUUGCUUACUGACUUCAUUAAAAAUGUGUUUGACAAAAAUAUUAUGUGACCUUGAGGUCACUUUAUUUUGGCCAUUUCCCCAACUUCCCUCCCUUUCCCCCCAACCCUGAGGUCAGUCAUCAAGAGCCAGUAUGCAUUCUGUUGUUUUUGGAGCACCAGCCACUGUACAACAACUGUUAUAAAAAUGUUUAUUGUUUACCAAAACCAGUGGACCUCUUAUCAAAUGCUGCUUGGUAACAAAAUCUUAUCACAGUUUUAAUAAUAAAAAAAAGAAGCUAA